AUGACGGACCAAAUCAUCGCUGUGGAUACGAAUCUAUAUCAGGUCAGAGAUGGCGAAUACUACCCCGAUGAUUGGCAAUCCGUCCCAUCAGAUGAUCAGAUGUUCGAGACCUACGAAGCAGGACACCUAGUAGCGCUUGUUUUGGACUCAGAUAGAUCGAAUCCGCUCUUCCGAUCUCCGAUUGGUAGCAACGCCAAACACAUACUUGACCUAGGGACUGGAAAGGGUGUUUGGGCAAUUGACGUGGCCGACACAUUUCCCAACGCUUCAGCGACGGUACGUGGGGUCGAUCUCUUCCCGCCUCCCGUAUCCUGGAUGCCACCAAACUGCAUUCUAGAGGUCGAUGACGCCCUGCAAGAGUGGACAUGGCGUGAGCCAUUUGACUUGAUUCACAUGCGAAUCAUGAUCGGAUCCUUCACCGAGACGGAAUGGGAACGGGUGUACAAGCAAUGCUAUGAUAUUCUUAAUACUUGGGGAGUCAACACAAUGGAGUGUGCAAAAAAGGCGGGCCGCGAGUUGAAUGCCAUUGAUACCAUGGCGGAGAAUAUUCGCAAAGCCGGCUUUGUAGAUAUCCACGAGAAGGAACAUAAGUGGCCCAUCGGCCCAUGGCCCAGAGACAAGAAGCUUAAGGAAGCCGGUGUGGUCAACUUUCAGCACUGGAUGUCCGGCAUGGAAGGAUGGUGCUUGUGGUUGCUGACCAAAUUUGGAUCCCCACAGCCGUGGACGAAGGAGGAAGUCCAUGUUUACGUGGCGAAAAUGCGCGCGGAACUGAAAAAUCCACGGCAUCACAUUUAUCAAAGAGCACGAAGGGUUUGGGCUCGUAAACCUUUUGCGGAUGAGCUAGGGACUGAGGUUAAAAGGAGCCAUCGCCUUGAUCGCACGAGUGACUGGGGUUGA
Penicillium daleae is the source of this 897-nucleotide messenger RNA. Its product is annotated as class I SAM-dependent methyltransferase. Bases 1 to 897 code for a protein of 298 amino acids. The record is from RefSeq and is a predicted model, not a curated record. The transcript is spliced from 8 exons. Lineage: Eukaryota; Fungi; Ascomycota; Eurotiomycetes; Eurotiales; Aspergillaceae.